Molecule: messenger RNA, 2897 nt
Organism: Acanthaster planci (crown-of-thorns starfish)
Lineage: Eukaryota; Metazoa; Echinodermata; Asteroidea; Valvatida; Acanthasteridae
Product: BTB/POZ domain-containing protein 17-like
Molecular function (GO): protein binding
Source: RefSeq, a predicted model, not a curated record
UCAUAAAUUGCAACGUACAGUACACUAUACUACACGCCAUCGGUCGUCGUGCUAGUGUCUGUAUAUUGCAACCACCGUGCUUUGACUUUUCAGAAGUUUGAGAAGUGUUUUAGUUGUUGAAUAUACAUUAUUUGUUCACAGUUCUCAGGAAGACAAGACACGCGUUCUGAUGCAGUCAUAAUGUUUGACGACUAUGAUGACUAUGUUGAUGACGACGAUGAGUUUCUGUAUGAAGCUGGGUCAGAUGAUGACGAGUAUUUCAUGAAUCGAGAUGGAGAUCUCAUCUUCCCGGGAGACUGCUACGAUGCAGGAUUGGAACGCUUUCACAUAUUGGUGGUGCCAUCGGCGUCUGGGGAUCCCCUGAAAAGUGAAAGCUCUAAAAGAGAUGAAGCUAAGAAAGAGCUUCUUGCCAAAAAUAAGGGCCUUGUGGCUGAUAAACUGUCAAGAUUUAUGAACGAUCCAAAAUACAGCGAUGUAACACUGCAAGUUGGCCCUCACCAUUUCCAUGCUCACAAGAUCGUCUUGUGCUCCUGGAGCGAGGUGUUCCUCAAGAUGUUCACCGACCCCUCUUGGACCAGCCCUCACCGAGGAGAAUCCAACGGCCCUGGUCCGGAGUUUCAGGUGCUGGUGGAGCCUGACGAUUGUGUGGACGUCUUCUCAGUCUUUCUCAAGUUCAUGUACUCAGAGACAGUGGUGCUGAACUUGGAGAGCGUUUUCCCCGUCCUGACACUGGCCGACAAGUACAUGGUCCAGGAGCUGCGCGACGCAUGCGAGGAUUUCCUGCUGGAAAGGGUGGCCAACAUCAGUGGUGAGGAGGCAGUCAAGGCCUACAAAGACGCCGAGAGACUUAGUCUUGCAAGGGUACAGGAGCAGUGCCUCAGGAUUCUGGAGGCCAACAUCAGUUACCUCAGGGAGAGUUGCGUGCAGAGCAUGCCUGCGGAACUGUUGCUGAGGCUGGUGGCCAGCCCCGACCUCGUUGUGGAGGAUGAAAAAGAUGUGUACAACAUGGCGUUGCAGUGGAUGAAUGCAGAGGGGCAGCAGGUGACGCGGAAAGAGCAUGCUGAGGAGAUCUUCAGCCUCAUCCGCUUCCCACACAUGCCCUCCGCCAAGCUGAAGGAUCUCAUGGACACGCCGCUGCCUUCUUUCUUGCAGGCCGACUUCCAGGCCAAGGUGGCCGGCCUGGUGGCCAAAGCCUUUGAGUGGCGAGCCCUGGCAGCAGAAGAAGCCUACACUGUCAUGGAGGAGGACUUCAUCCAGCCUCGCUUGUACAGGAACCAAGCGUUCUCCUUGCAUUGGUCCAGUAGCUUCGUAAGUAAGGUCACGGCCACGCCAGACACCUUCCGCAAGCUGAUCCUGUCUGAGGAACACCAAGAUGAUUACUACCACAAUAAGCUUAACUUCCGGGUAGCCAGCCAGGCAGAGAAGAACGUCUACAAGUACGGCAAAGGCGCCUGGGAGGUCAGUGCGGUCCCCACCAAGGAUGCUGACUCGGACCUGUGGGGGGUCAGCUACGUCAUCCAGACGGGUCAGCACAUUGGCAACCAGUAUCGCGUGGCGCUGGUAACCCGCCUGACCGAGGAGGAAGACAUGGAGGUCAGCCCUGUCAUCACAGUGCAUCACGGGACCGUCGAGGGGAAAUUCAUUCUCAAGGUCCCCCCGCCUCUCCUAAAUCAGACGGAGAAGCCAACCAAAGUGUGGUCCGUGAUUGUGGCCUUGGUAGAGGCCAAGAGUGAACCAUCCCUACCGAUAAAUGCUUGGGUGAAAGAAUUGAAAGAAUAAGUAUGAGCUGGCUUUGAUGCCAAAUCUUCCCAGAUCUUUGCCUGUCUUUUUAGUUUUUGGCCGGAUCACCGAUAACAGGACAUUUACUCAUAUCCUGGUAUUUUCCAAAAUAAUAAAUACCACUCAACAGUGUUACUCUGUCAUUCAGUGCAUAAUUUCUCUGCUUUGAAUCAAAAAUGUGUUACUAAGGACAGAUGCGGAAUCAAAUUCUUGUUUUGAGGGGCCAACUUGUUUUAGGGAAGGGGUCCCAAAAAUUUGGAAUUUUUCCAUGUAAUUUUUUUGCCAUUUCUGAGGGGCUUUUUCCAUAGGUUUCUUUCUUUUUUUUUUAGGAGGAAAAUGAAAUAGACCAAAAGAAAUAGCCUUUUGUCAUCUAAAAGCAAAAAAAUGAUUUUAGGGGGAAGCAUGGAUCCUAUAUAUUGCCCCCCCCCCGAUCUGCCCUUGUGUGUCAGUUUCUUUAAGCUUGGUUGGAAAUCAAAUAUAUAUUUUCUGUUGCCAUGAGGUUAUCAUUCCCGGUACUCCUGUAUUGUAGUCAGUUUAUUUACAAAUUGCUAGACAUAUUUGUUUGAGAUAAUUUUUUCAAUGAUGCAGAGCAAAGGCAUACACACAAUCUUGGGCUGCUUAAAUGCAUACAAAAGACAUUGAAAUUGACAACCAUGGCAUCAGUAUCUAGACAAAUUAGCCAUAUUUUCAGAAUUUUAUUUGAAACUCUGAGAAUAAAGUAAUGGAAAAUGUCUACUUAGCAUACUAAAGAUGCACUCAGAAGUGUUGUAAAUGUGAAGCAGAGUCAUGUUUUCCCUUUCAACGGAUCGAAAUCAUUUGUUCGUGUUCAAGUCUUCCAACGCUUGUGAGUCUUUGUUCUCGGUCUUGGACUUACUUAAAGUCAAACAUUAGCCAAUUCAGUUGAUCAUUAAGGUGAAUGAUGUGUGUUUGUAAUGUAGAAGAAAUCAGAGUUGCUCAUACUGUAUGUUUUUCACCCACCACUUCAUGCACUUUUUCCAUUGUAUUUCUGCAGUACUGAAGUGUUAAGCUUACCAAACUUGUUUUAAAAAAUCUGUUCUUGUUUUGAAAGUCAAAACAAAUGCAAUCUUGAGGAAAUAAAUUUGCGUUUAAAAACUGAA